Messenger RNA from Phycomyces blakesleeanus NRRL 1555(-), 633 nucleotides. RefSeq lists its product as hypothetical. Bases 1 to 633 code for a protein of 210 amino acids. The record is from RefSeq and is a predicted model, not a curated record. The transcript has a single exon. NCBI's taxonomy places the organism in Eukaryota, Fungi, Mucoromycota, Mucoromycetes, Mucorales, Phycomycetaceae.
AUGACUAUGAAGAAUUCUAUUCCCACAAAAGAUGAAGGAGAAAGGAAUCUUCCUUUAAUACUCAUGCCUUGGGUAAUCCUCCAGUCCCAUAUUUACUGGUGUUGUUCUGCACUGUAUUACAUCUGUCAUCCACCCAACAGAAGCCCGCCCACUCGACGAAAUAGUAUACAAUUAUCUACUCCACAUUUCUCAAAAUCCCACGGAAGAGCACGGGCCUUUUCCGACCCUACAUAUCAGCAAGCUGCACCUGUUUUCUCAGUGCACGAUACCAGUAAAGACAAACCAAAGCAAAAUAAUCGGUUUAUGAGCACAUUCCAACGUCGCCCUUAUCGUACUUCGGAUGACCUAUUUCGCCCGACUAUGCAACAGGAACGAGAAGGAACUACUUUACCGCCAGUGUGGAUUCAAAAAGCACGCCAUCUCAUGGGUUCCUCUCCUGCAAAUCUUUCCGAGCCUACAAAAUCAAAUUUAUCAGGGCCGACAGCUAGCAGUAAUGAUUCCAAGCGAGGACCCAUUCUACUGCGAAAGCUCAACAAAAAAAACAAAGAUCAAAACCUAGUCAAAUCAAAAGAUACCAAAAAAAAGAAAUACCUUGGUCUCUUGAAACAGACUACUAUACACCCCUUUAAUUAA